UGAGAGAAGAAGUUCCUCCAGACAGAUGAAACUGGUUUCCAGCAGCACGCGCUGCUCAGGUCUGUCUCCCCAAACUCACAUGACGUCAUUUUAUAUCACGGCUGUCAGUUGAGGGAGAACGAGGAGAGGCCGCGCGUGCGCAGAAAACCUCGAGUGAAAAAAAAGAAAAAACCCACAAGUAUCGUCACGGCCCGGUGCAGCAGCAGCAGCAGCAGUGUGUCCACAUCACGAAGAGAGACACGGAAACAUCACCGCCUUUUCCAGCCCGGCAUCCCCACAAACCGACACCGAAACUCGACUGGGAAAACGCCAGCAGUGAGCCUGUCCUCCGGUGUCCACAGUCCCCCUCCUUCUCCUCCUCAAAAUGUCCGUGGGCAGUGACUUUGGAAACCCUUUAAGAAAAUUCAAACUCGUCUUUCUCGGGGAGCAAAGUGUUGGAAAGACGUCUCUGAUCACACGGUUCAUGUAUGACAGCUUUGACAACACAUAUCAGGCCACAAUUGGAAUUGACUUCCUGUCGAAAACCAUGUACUUGGAAGAUCGAACGCUUUCCCUCUCUGAACCCCAGGUGAGGUUGCAGCUCUGGGACACAGCGGGACAGGAGCGCUUCAGGAGCCUCAUUCCCAGCUAUAUCCGGGACUCCACUGUGGCUGUGGUGGUCUACGACAUUACAAGUCUUAACUCAUUCCAGCAGACGUCAAAAUGGAUUGAAGAUGUGAGAACAGAGAGAGGAAGUGAUGUCAUCAUCAUGCUUGUCGGCAACAAAACAGACCUGGCAGAUAAGAGGCAAAUCACAAUCGAGGAGGGCGAACAGAGGGCUAAAGAGCUGAGCGUCAUGUUCAUAGAGACCAGCGCCAAGACGGGUUACAACGUCAAACAGCUGUUUCGGCGUGUGGCAGCUGCUCUCCCGGGAAUGGAAAGUAUGCAAGAAACAAGCAAAGAAGGCAUGAUUGACAUCAAGUUGGACAAACCGCAGGAGCCCCAGACUACUGAAGGCGGCUGUUCCUGUUAAUACUCACCGUCCUGGAAAAAAACAAAACCAUCAUUUACACCACAUGCUUGUUAUGUCGCUUCCUAUUGGUUAACCUGCAGUUGACUUUGCACGUUGAGAAUCUGGCCUCCUUCACCUGACUGUCGGUCAUCGGUUGGAAACUAGCAAUAUGUGAAUUUGGUUCUAAAGUAGUGUAGCCU
Plectropomus leopardus (leopard coralgrouper) is the source of this 1191-nucleotide messenger RNA. Lineage: Eukaryota; Metazoa; Chordata; Actinopteri; Perciformes; Serranidae. The record is from RefSeq and is a predicted model, not a curated record.